Messenger RNA from Pecten maximus, 2349 nucleotides. Its product is annotated as trichohyalin-like. The record is from RefSeq and is a predicted model, not a curated record. The transcript is spliced from 4 exons. The coding region runs from base 1 to 2349 and encodes 782 amino acids. Lineage: Eukaryota; Metazoa; Mollusca; Bivalvia; Pectinida; Pectinidae.
AUGAGGUGGGGUGUCAAGGAGACACCUACAGAAGGAAACAAAUCACAGAAAGACAGAAGAGUGAAGAAAGAAGGGACACAGAAAGACAGAAUAGUGAAGAAAGAAAGGACUCAGAAAGACAGAAUAGUGAAGAAAGAACGGACACAGAAUGACAGAAUAGUGAGGAAAGAAAGGACUCAGAAAGACAUAAUAGUGAAAAAAGAAAGGACACAGAAAGACAGAAUAGUGAAGAAAGAAAGGACACAGAAAGACAGAAUAGUGAAGAAAGAAAAAACACAAAAAGACAGAAUAGUGAAGAAAGAAAGGAUACAGAAAGACAGAAUAGUGAUGAAAGAAGGGACACAGAAAGACAGAAUAGUGAAGAAAGAAGGGACGCAGAAAGUCAAAAAAGUGAAGAAAGAAGGGACACAGAAAGACAGAAUAGUGAAGAAAGAAGGGACACAGAAAGACAGAAUAGUGAAGGAAGAAAGGACACAGAAAGACAGAAUAGUGAAGAAAGAAAGGACACAGGAAGACAGAAUAGUGAAGAAAGAAAGGACACAGAAAGACAGAAUAGUGACAAAAGAAAGGACACAGAAAGACAGAAUAGUGAAGAAAGAUAGGACACAGAAAGACAGAAUAGUGAAGAAAGAAAGGAAACAGGAAGACAGAAUAGUGAAGAAAGAAGGGACACAGAAAGACAGAAUAGUGAAGAAAGAAGGGACACAGAAAGACAGGAUAGUGAAGAAAGAAAGGACACAGGAAGACAAAAUAGUGAGGAAAGAAGGGACACAGAAAGACAGAAUAGUGAAGAAAGAAGGGACACAGAUAGACAGAAUAGUGAGGAAAGAAGGGACACAGAAAGACAGAAUAGUGACGAAAGAAAGGACACAGAAAGACAGAAUAGUGAAGAUAGAAAGGACACAGAAAGACAAUAGUAACAAAAGGAAGGACACAGAAAGACAGAAUAGUGAAGAAAGAAAGGACACAGAAAGACAGAAUAUGAAGAAAGGGACACAGAAAGACCGAAUAGUGAAGAAAGAAAGGACACAGAAAGACAUAAUAGUGAAAAAAGAAAGGACACAGAAAGACAGAAUAGUGAAGAAAGAAAGGACACAGGAAGACAGAAUAGUGACGAAAGAAAGGACACAGAAAGACAGAAUAGUGAAGAAAGAAAGGACACAGAAAGACAGAAUUGUGAGGAAAGAAGGGACACAGAAAGACAGAAUAAUGAAGAAAGAAAGGACACAGGAAGACAGAAUAGUGAGGAAAGAAGGGACACAGAAAGACAGAAUAGUGAAGAAAGAAGGGACACAGAAAGACAGAAUAGUGAGGAAAGAAGGGACACAGAAAGACAGAAUAGUGACGAAAGAAAGGACACAGAAAGACAAAAUAGUGAAGAAAGAAAGGACACAGAAAGACAAUAGUAACAAAAGGAAGGACACAGAAAGACAGAAUAGUGAAGAAAGGGACACAGAAAGACAGAAUAGUGAUGAAAGAAAGGACACAGAAAGACAGAAUAGUGACAAAAGAAAAAAAACACAGAAAGACCGAAUAGUGAAGAAAGAAAGGACACAGAAAGACAGAAUAGUGAAGAAAGAAAGGACACAGAAAGACAGAAUAGUGACGAAAGAAGGGACACAGAAAGACAGAAUAAAAGACAGAAUAGUGACGAAAGAAGGGACACAGAAAGAGAGAAUAGUGAAGAAAGAAAGGACACAGAAAGACAGAAUAGUGAAGAAAGGGACACAGAAAGACAGAAUAGUGAGGAAAGAAAGGACACAGAAAGACAAUAGUAACAAAAGGAAGGACACAGAAAGACAGAAUAGUGAAGAAAGGGACACAGAAAGACCGAAUAGUGAAGAAAGAAAGGACACAGAAAGACAGAAUAGUGAUGAAAGAAGGGACACAGAAAGAGAGAAUAGUGAAGAAAGAAAGGACACAGAAAGACAGAAUAGUGAAGAAAGAAAAGACACAGUGAAGAAAGAAAGGAGAAAGAAAGACAGAAUAGUGAAGAAAGAAGGGACACAGGAAGACAGAAUAGUGAAGAAAGAAAGGACACAGAAAGAUAGAAUAGUGAAGAAAGAAGGGACACAGAAAGACAGAAUAGUGAAGAAAGGGACACAGAAAGACAGAAUAGUGAAGAAAGAAGGGACACAGGAAGACAGAAUAGUGAAGAAAGAAAGGACACAGAAAGACAGAAUAGUGACGAAAGAAAGGACACAGAAAGACAGAAUAGUGAAGAAAGAAGGGACACAGAAAGACAGAAUAGUGAAGGAAGAAAGGACACAGAAAGACAGAAUAGUGAAGAAAGAAGGGACACAGAAAGACAGAAUAGUGACAAAAGAAGUGACACAGAAGAGGGAAUAG